Molecule: messenger RNA, 3786 nt
Organism: Mercenaria mercenaria
Lineage: Eukaryota; Metazoa; Mollusca; Bivalvia; Venerida; Veneridae
Product: atrial natriuretic peptide receptor 1-like
Exons: 25
Coding region: 1-3648 (1215 amino acids)
Biological process (GO): receptor guanylyl cyclase signaling pathway; intracellular signal transduction; cGMP biosynthetic process
Cellular component (GO): membrane
Molecular function (GO): peptide receptor activity; guanylate cyclase activity; protein kinase activity
Source: RefSeq, a predicted model, not a curated record
AUGAGUUUAGAAGUUUUGGUACAAGAAUUUAUAACUGUCAUAGACACUGACUGUAACAGCAAACAGAGUAUUGGAGCCAUUGUUGAUAUACUGUUGCAGAGGGAUAUUGAUGUGGUGAUCGGACCCCCGUGUGCUCAAGUUGUGGAACCAGUCGGAGAGUUAUUAGCCUACAGGGAUAUUCCAUUAAUGAACUGGGUGUCUCUGGGUCAAACCAUUUAUUACAAGGAAGAUCUGGAUACUUACAUCAGAACAAUGGCUACGAUUGCGACACUUGGGGACAUGAUGACAUUCUUUUACUACUACACCGGUUGGAGGAGACUGGUACUGAUUUCCAGUGACGGGGAUGAUUACAGAGGUGGGGCGGAAACCAUCGAAUCCGCACUAGCCAGAUCUUUUUGGGAUCCGUUCCUGGUAGUGCAUCAUUACAGUGACGUCAGGAUCAAUGCAUCCAUAGCACAAAUUGACCAGAUGUGGUCCAGCAUUAUCUUCGAAGCUAGAAUUAUUGUUCUGGUGAUACCACAGGACGAGUUGCGUACUUACAUGGUGCGGGCUCAUCUCAUGGGAAUGACAGGUGGGGAUUACCAGUUUCUAUAUGCUGAUACUCAGCCUGCAGACAGCGCAGCGUUGACCUAUAUUAACAGCGUCCAGCUUUGGAAACAAGGUGACCAGUAUGACGAGGCGGCACGACAGGCCUUCACAAAUGUUCUCUACUUUGGGCUUGGCCUAGAUUCUCGGAACGUUUCAGACUGGCAGAAUGAGGCAUACGAUGCAUACAACAACAUUUUCAGUGGCCGGACUGAUAUACCUGCACCAACAGAGCCGGAUCAGUUUUCUGCAUAUCUUCACGACACAAUCGUGUUGUAUGCCAGAGCCUUGAACGAUUCUCUAACCGGCGGCUCUGAUAGAAGCGGAAGUUCUAUCUAUCAGUAUGCGUCGUUUGUGUUAUUCAAAGGGUUAUCCGGGGACGUCGUGAUGGGCAACUUUGCUGACAGGCAACCUACAUUUUUCGUUUAUGACAUGGAUCUCUCUGGUAUAUUCCAAGAAGUUGCUAGGCUCCAGUUUGUCAUUAACGACAACGAAACAGCAUUUAACACGACUUGGCUGUACACAAAGAUUAUUUGGGGUGAUGGGAGAACCACCGAUGACCCUUAUAUGCCACCUGACACUCCACCUUGUGGAUUCUUUAACGAAAAUUGUCCACCCGAAUCUGAAGAAGAUAAUACAUUGGUAAUAGUUUUGUCUGUAUGUAUCCCGUUGGUCGUUGUGCUAAUGGUAGCAUUUCUUAUAUUUAGGUGGUGGAGGAGAGAACGUGCGCUACAGAACAUGUCGUGGAAAAUUAACUACUCUGACCUUAACUUCAACUUCCAGCACAAGAAGUUACAGUCAUCAUUUAUGCAAGCAUCAAGAGCUCUCAGCAGAAGUGCUGCAAGUGUUGACAGUACGAGCGUGUACGGAACUAUCCGAAGUGGUGCCACUUCCGCUCAGACCUCCAGACAUUCCGUAACUAGGGGACAAAUAUUUACAACUGUUGCUAUGUAUAAAGCAGAACUGGUUGCUGUGAAAUGGAGCGCAAAAAAGAAAAUUCAGACAGACCGGGCCUUUUUGUUGCACAUGAAAGAGAUGCACGAGUUAAAACAUGUAAAUCUAACCACGUUCGUCGGUCUCAGUAUAUCCCCGGAGAAAAUUUGCUGUAUCUGGGAAUAUUGUACAAAAGGCAGCAUCCAGGAUGUUAUAGAAAACGACGACAUACAUCUGGACACGAUGUUCAAGCUGUCUUUGGUUGUAGACAUAUGUCAGGGAUUAGAAUAUAUUCACAAGAGUAGCAUUCGUUACCAUGGUAACCUGAGAAGCUCUAACUGUGUUAUAGACAGUCGUUGGGUUUGCAAGCUGACAGAUUUCGGCAUGGAGAAGCUGAAACCACUACACGACACGGUCGAAAACCUUGGAGAGCAUGCUUUCUAUGCCAAACUAUUUUGGACGGCACCAGAAAUUUUACGAAAGAUUUUAAAGAAAGAAGUGUAUGAAAACACAAGUCAGGCGGAUGUUUACGCCACAGGUGUACUAAUCAAAGAAUUGCUGUGUAGAAAUGAACCAUAUUCUACACAUACCCAUCUGACGCCUAAAGAGAUAAUUAUAAAAGUCGCCAUACCUGAGGAUCCGGAUAAGCUGUUCAGACCGGCAAUAGCUGAUACUGAGCUGGACUCCGAGUACAGACGGACAAGCAUGCUUCUUCUUAUACACCGAUGUUGGGCCGAGGACCCGGAGUCUCGACCCAGUAUAAAGACUGCACUUAGAACACUGGACAAAAUAAAUCCAUACAAAAAAACCAGCGUAGUAGACAAUAUGAUUGCAAUGAUGGAAAAGUACACAAACAACUUGGAAGAGAUCGUUACCGAAAGAACGGAACAACUUCAAGAGGAGAAGUUGAAGACAGAUGCACUGUUGUACAGAAUGCUUCCUAGGAAAGUAGCGGAAGAUCUGAAGAUAGGGAGAGCUGUGCAGGCGGAGGCGUUUGAUUCUGUAACAAUAUACUUCUCUGAUAUUGUACGGUUCACUGAUCUCGCUAGUGAGAGCACCCCGCUAGAGAUAGUGGUCUUGCUGAAUGCCCUGUAUACACUCUUUGAUGAUAUCAUCAGUCACUAUGACGUGUAUAAGGUGGAGACAAUAGGAGAUGCCUACAUGAUAGUUAGUGGGUUGCCCGAGAAAAACGGGAACUUGCACGUGAAAGAGAUAGCAGGAGUUGCUCUUAACAUACUAGAAAGUGUAAUCACCUUUGAAAUACCGCAUAAGCCUGACAGACAGCUGCAAAUACGAAUAGGAUUACACACGGGUCCUGUGGUUACAGGGGUGGUAGGGUUGACGAUGCCACGGUAUUGUUUGUUUGGAGAUACUGUCAACACAGCCUCGAGAAUGGAAUCAAACGGAGAACCACUGAAGAUACAUAUCAGUCCAAGCACUCAAGAAGCAUUGAUGGAUUUCCCAGCAUUUGUGGUUGAAGACAGGGGAGAGAUUCCCAUAAAGGGCAAAGGAAUGAUGCGGACAUACUGGCUGUCGGGGCUAUAUAUUGCUGAUGACGACGUUUGCAUGGAAACUUUACCAACUGAUAAAUCUGCGCUUCAUAAGGAUAACUCGUUAGAAAACCUAAAAGAAAACGGUACUGAAGAUGACGAUUCCGAACUAGAAGAUGAUAAGGACGCUGGCAAACCUGGGCUAGGGAAGAUAAGUGUCGCGGAUUCUGGAAUUUGCAUGGAUAAAAGUAUAGGCAAAGAUGGAAAUACUCAUAAUAAUAAAAACAAUUCAGGUGAUAUUUAUUUUGAUAGUAACAACGCUGACAUAGCGACAACUACAAGACAUAAACCUGUUGCAGACGAAAAUAUAACUCGGGUAAUACAGAGCAAUAAUGAUUCUCCUAAAUAUUCUGAAAUAAUUGCUGAAAAGGUACCGACUUUGGAGGUAGUUUUAGGAUAUGAGGCCUCGGCAAUCCAUGAUGACUUCGAUGCAAAUACCUUGGAGCUGGCUAAUAAUGUAUCUAGUGAAAGAAUGGUCCCAGAAAAAAACAAAAGCAAAACCAGCAUAAGUGAUGUUCAAGUUCCGCAACUUGCGGACACAAGAAACAGUGAAAAUACAACUAUACGGUUCAAAGAAUAGCCUGUACUAACUUCGGCUAACCAGAACAAAUUGUUUCAUAAAAAAUCAAAAUAAGUAGUUCGAGACUGUUUACCUAAAUAGUUCUGUCCCCUACGGAUUUUGGGACUUAUUUUCCUUCGUCUGUUGUUCUCUUUGCAA